Molecule: messenger RNA, 2318 nt
Organism: Ilex paraguariensis (yerba mate)
Lineage: Eukaryota; Viridiplantae; Streptophyta; Magnoliopsida; Aquifoliales; Aquifoliaceae
Source: the annotation of a GenBank genome assembly
UCAAGUUCGGUGGGAGCUUGGGAAAAAAAACCAAAACACUGUGUACCAAACCAAACCUUCUUCAUCAAGACAUCGGAAACUUCAAUUCCGAUACCUAAACCGAAUCGACAACCAAACAAAUUACAAGUACUCUCCGAAAAUCUAUAUAUAUAUAUAUAUAUACACGUAUAGCGGGAGAAAGACAGAGAGAUUGAGAUUUGAGAAGUUUUAAAGAGAGAGGGAGAGAUGGAUUUUGAGCUAAGAAGAGCGAGAGAGAAGCUAGAGAGAGAACAGAAGGAGAAGAAAGAGAGGGCCAGGUUGAAAUCGGAAAGAGAGAAGAAGGCCAAACAAGAGGCUGCUCGUCAACGAGAGGCCAUUGAAGCCGUACAGAGGGCUCGAAGGCUCGAUGCCGCCGAAGCCGAACUUAAGGCGAACGAACAAAUGGAAGAAAACCUACUUGCUGGGAGAGGAAUUGUGUUUUAUUGCGUUUUAGAAGCUGUACGUUAUCAGGGUAUGGGAGAUAAGAUCAAAUUACCACAAUCAUGCUUCACGGAGUUGUCUGAACAAGGUGCUUUUGACAAAGGACCCUUGCACUUUCAGUUGUCAGUAGUUCAGCAAGAGGCUCCUUCAGAUAUGAAGGCUGUUGAAGGGAAAAAUUACGGGACAACACAUGCUGGUGUCCUGGAAUUCACUGCCGAGGAAGGUUCUGCUGGGCUUCCUCCUCAUAUAUGGAGCAAGGUAUUCCCUGUCAGUACUCCAGACACAUCUUUAGUCGAAGUGCGAUAUGUUUGGCUGCCGAAAGGAACUUAUGCAAAGCUUCAACCAGAAGAAUUUGGCUUUUCAGACAUACCCAAUCACAAGGCUGUCCUUGAAACAAGCCUGCGCCAACAUGCAACUAUUUCUCAAGAUGAUGUGCUUACAGUCAAUCACGGUGCACUGUCUUAUCAUUUGCGUGUUCUCGAGUUAAAACCUUCUUUGAGCGUAUCUGUCCUCGAAACAGAUAUUGAGGUUGACAUUAUGGGUUCUGAUUCAACUUCCGAAAAAACAAAUCAGCAUGUAUUGACACCUCUCACGUUUGGGAAGUCAGAACCUGGAAAGGUGGAGGAGGAGAAUUAUAUCUACUACAAGUUUUCAAUAGAUGAUGAUACCUGGAGGAAAAUUUCUUCAGGAGAUGCCAAUAUUGAGGUAAAAAUAGAAUCAGAGACACUUGAUGGAGAUAUUGAUUUGUAUAUCUCUAGGCAUCCUCUUUUAUUCCCAAGCAGGCACCAGCAUGAAUGGUCUUCUCAUGAUAUGGGUUCAAAGACUCUGGUUCUUAGCUCUAAGGACCAGAGCUUGGGAGCAGGUACUUACAGUAUUGGUUUAUAUGGCUUCAAAGGAACCACAAAAUACCAGUUAUCAGUAAAUAUUGAAAAUAACUCCAACCGUAAGCUGGGUCAGCAAGCUGUGUCUUCCUCAUCUUCUAUGGAGGUGGAUACUGUAGAGUGCAUGAAUUGCAAGCAUUAUAUACCUUCUAGGACCAUAGCUUUGCAUGAGGCCUAUUGUAGAAGACACAAUGUCAUCUGCCAGCAUGCUGAUUGUGGGGUUGUUCUUCGGAUCGAGGAGGCCAAGAACCAUGUCCACUGCGAUAAAUGUGGGCAAGCUUUUCAAAAAGGAGAGAUUGAGAAGCACAUGAAAGUGUUCCAUGAGCCACUUCACUGUCCCUGUGGAAGUGUCUUUGAGAAGGAACAGAUGGUGCAACACCAGUCGUCAGAUUGCCCCUUGCGCCUAAUUACAUGCCGGUUCUGUGGUGACAUGGUUCAAGCUGGGACUUCUGCUGCAGAUGUGCGAGACCGGUUAAGAGGCCUGACAGAGCAUGAGAGUCUUUGUGGGUCCCGAACUGCCCCCUGCGAUUCAUGUGGCCGUUCAGUUAUGUUGAAAGAUAUGGACAUUCACCGAAUUGCUGUUCAUCAAAAGAACUGAUCCCAGAAUCACUCUUUUGGUUUGUGAUUCAAAAACAGUUCUCUAUUUAAAUAUUAAAGGGCACUGGCGGUUUUGCUGCCACUAGCACAAUAUCUUGCAGGCGUGUUACAAAAUGUCCACGUCUGAAUUGCAGAAUCGAAUUCGAUCGCCUCGUGGAAUUUGUAAUAAUUUAUGUAUUCUUACAUUGGAUGAGGCUGAUCACUGAUGCAGUAUAAUAGAAAAUGUUGAUCACGAACUGCUUCUGUACCAUUGUACUGUUGUGAUUUGUGUACAUGAUUGUGAGGCGCUGCAAUGCUUGCUCCAGUAAUUCCUUUUGUUUUUGCUUUUCCUAAAUUUUCUUCAAUGACAGGACAUAAACCAUUGUUUCAUUUGAAUUAUCA